GGACGGUCGGAAUAUCUCAGAAAUGGCAUUGCGCACUAUGGAAAGUACUAAAGCACCAUCUGCGCGACAGGCAGCCGCAAAAACAGAAUCGCGGCCAUCCCGAAGGACACUCUGCGCACUCGGACGCGUGGGCGCCUAUUGUGACACUGCUCAAAGCUGCAAAGUCGCGCGCCGCGCCGCCUCCCUUUCCACCAUGACCCUCGUCUUUCCACUCCCGCUCGCUGUCACUCUCUCUCCGUCUCGCGGCGAUGCGCCUCCCGCCAUCGAAUGUGCCAUCGUCUCCGAUCCUGAGCGCGCGGGAGUCGAUGAGGCCGACGCCAGCACUUGUCCAGGACGCGGGGUGUUCGUGGCGCGGGGCGCGGGAGUUGAUGCACCCGCUGCAUUGCUAUAGCGCGGCGGGAAAGUCACCGAUACGCCUCCAUCUGCCGGAACUGAACACCCGGCAGAGUCCUUUCGGGUGCAACGAGGCCGUCUAGCGUGUCUCCCGCAUGAUGUCGCCUUUUUUGUACUCCCAGAAACUUGGUACACGGCGCCGGACACGUCGCUGGCACCUUCACAGGUCGGGACAGGGCUCGCGCCAGGUCGUGGUCGUGUCUGACGCUGGGAGUGGAUGUUCUCCAGGCCUGCCAUACCCAUCCCAGUGCCUUCUCCGGAGUCCGUUUGGGAGAUCAGCCCUCAGCCUCUCCCGCGACGUACAUUCUCCCUUCGACACUGACCAAAACGAG
This is a messenger RNA of Trametes versicolor FP-101664 SS1, 725 nucleotides long. RefSeq lists its product as uncharacterized. Bases 194 to 391 code for a protein of 65 amino acids. NCBI's taxonomy places the organism in Eukaryota, Fungi, Basidiomycota, Agaricomycetes, Polyporales, Polyporaceae. The record is from RefSeq and is a predicted model, not a curated record. The transcript is spliced from 4 exons.